ACAUUAUGGAGGAACUGUCGGGUGUUAUGAUAGUUUUGAUUAUAGGCGGAGGAGUCCUUUGUGUGACGAUGUGUUUCAUAUUUGCCAAAAGGCAAAUCGUUCGAUUCACGCUCAGACAACGACGCGGUCCCCAUGUCUCAGUGGGUCAUGAUGCCAAAAAGUCCAUCAAAAAAGAAAUUGAACGCAGGCUGGAUUGCAUUCAAAAAAUAUACUAUGAACCAAAGCUGAUCUGGGAUGAUACAACAAAAGAUGAUAAGUACAUUCUAAAGCCGGAUAGUGCUCUUCCACCGUAUUACUGGCGCAUGAAAGCGGUCGACGACGUAAAAGAGCUUGAGUGGGAAAUUGCAAAACAAGAUGGUAGUACAAGACAUCCUAGAGACAGCAUAAGAGCAUUUCUUCUAACCACCCUGGUGGCCCCGCUUAACGGAUCAGGCCAACGACUGAUCCAUCAGUUCUGUGAUAUGUACGAGCAUGCUCGGCAUGAUCCCAAUGAGUUUGGCGAAGAAGAAUACCAAUCCUAUCAACGCUUGUUAAAAAAGCUAUCGGAAGCCACAAAAAUGCUUAAAUCAUUCUCGAGCAGCCGCAAAUCGUCGCCUAACAGGACGCCAGUGAAAAAACAUUCCAAAAUGCAAUCCCUUCUCGAUCCCGCAAGAUUACGUCCUCCGCCAGUUGCACUUGCACCGGGUAAUGCAGGCGACACAAUGAUAUCAAACACCCGCAUGAACCUCUCUCUGGCGGUGCAACUACAGCAACAGCAGCAGCAACAAUUUCAGCAACCUGAGCUAGAGGAAAAUGAAAUACUCAGCAUCUCUCAAUAUCAUGGCGAAACAGAAACAUUUACCAUACGCAGGUCUUUCAAAAAUUGA
This is a messenger RNA of Anopheles nili, 866 nucleotides long. Its product is annotated as protein C1orf43 homolog. The record is from RefSeq and is a predicted model, not a curated record. Bases 6 to 866 code for a protein of 286 amino acids. The transcript is spliced from 5 exons. NCBI's taxonomy places the organism in Eukaryota, Metazoa, Arthropoda, Insecta, Diptera, Culicidae.